Molecule: messenger RNA, 9212 nt
Organism: Folsomia candida
Lineage: Eukaryota; Metazoa; Arthropoda; Collembola; Entomobryomorpha; Isotomidae
Gene: Camta
Product: calmodulin-binding transcription activator 1
Exons: 29
Coding region: 1123-5424 (1433 amino acids)
Biological process (GO): regulation of transcription by RNA polymerase II
Cellular component (GO): nucleus
Molecular function (GO): double-stranded DNA binding; protein binding; transcription coregulator activity
Source: RefSeq, a predicted model, not a curated record
UUGCUGGGUCACCAUUCCAUCAUAAAUUAUGCACACUCACCCAUUCAGAUCCACUACUUCAAUCUCGCUAAUUAAUAGAAUCUAGUGAACAUACACAUGUACACACGUCGUCUUGGUAUAUACGUUCGUACGUAUAUGUACGCUAGAUAUGUGAGCAUGCAGCAGACUGCGAAUUAGGCCUUGUAGUGGUAUUACGAGCCUGCUAAUACGAACAUAUCCAUCUAUCUCCCUUCGAGGCGUGUGUUUGUAAAUAUCUUAAAUUGUAGGAGCAGCGAUAGUGUGCUAUACGUAUGAACUGUGAGAAUGUGACUGUGCUAAUGGAGAUUAGUAGCUCCUUGUGAUUCUCAUCUCGAUUCGUGUGCAAGUGCUCGCGUGCGUUCCACCAACAGCAAAAUAAAAUGAAAUAAACGAAACGAAGAGCGUUGGCCGUGGACGUUCACCAACUUUGAGGCUGGAUUUCGACGAGGGCGGUGGACGAGUCGGCACAAUUUUUGGCUGCUGCUUUCUUCCGACGACGACCACUUUUUCUUCCCAGUCGUCGUCGUCCUCGUCCUCUUGAUGUCCUCCUUGCUACAUGGAAGGUUCCAACAUAAAACAAACUAUUGUGAUGCACUGUGAGGGAAGGCCCAGAGAAACGAGAUGACAAUGCCUCCUUGCUCCUGUCUUUGUCGCUCCUCCGAAACAUUAAAUUUCUUUAUGCACUUUUGAGUCUCACUUUUAUUUUCUUUGAGCUCUGCGUCAUUAAGAUAAGUUAUACUGUGGAAUAAAUCGUUUGAGGAUCGGGCUGAGCAUAAAAGCGUCGGAAAAUUUGACCAUUUCAGCAAGCCCGCUCUCUCCCUGAUAUUGAAUAAAAGGAAAUGUGACGAGUUAUGCGAGGCUGUAAUUGGACUCUAAUUAAUGUGUUCCAGGUCCGAGUGGAAAAAACUUGUGCGUGGGCUGGAAAGUUUGGUCCAUCCUGGGAAUUCGUCUUCUCCCCAAAAAUCAGAGUGGAUCAGUCUAAUUUGGUCCAGCGAGGGUUGUGAUAUCAUUACGACUGCUUCAAUGGCCGCCACCACCACUUUAUAGCCUGACCAUCAUCUCGAACCAUAAUCCAUAAUCCAGUUUCGCCAAGUCGUCACUGGAAUGAGUGAAGACCAGGAAAAGCAGCAGCAGCAUCAACCUGGAGUAUCACCACCAUCCACGUUCGAGUUGAGACUUGAAGAAAAUAUUGACCCAGAUAAUCCGAAUCGGAAUUGUGCAAAUAAUUGCGGGCGACGAGACUGCUCUUGUUCCACCAGUGCCACAGACAAUAAUCGGAUUUCCACUCCCAUAAGUGGUGGGUGUGCUUCUGCUACUCAGCCAAGUUCUUCAGCUCCAAGUGGUGGUGGUGGUGGCCCGGCUGCUGUUACUGCCACCACUGGGUCCUCCUCCUCCGGGAGCAGGAAAAGUGUUGGAUCGGAUCAUAAAAGUCCUUCAGCCUCAUCAUCACGACUGACGAGGAAAUCUAAUAAUAAUGCGAAUCAUUCAAUCUCGAAGCCUUCCUUCCCGUCCUUGGUGAUCGCUCUGCUGAACACCGUCCGGACUUCUGGCGGUGGUGGCGGAGCGUCCACGGUGGCAGGAGCCCACUUGACGAAGGCAGGACCAGUGGCGGGGGACCCUGACGAUGAGGGUGGUGCCACUGCGAGCGAGAAGCCAGGAGACUCCUCCAAUUCCAAUGCUAAUCUCAAUUUGAAGAUGGGGAAUAAGAACACUAAUGGCCUUCCCGGCCCCACCGCCGACGACGAAAACGGCAAUGAAACUCCGACGGGUGAGAAUGGAGAAUCGGCCCCAGCAAUAAAGUUACCUGAGAAUUUGGAGGGAUUAAUGCGAGCUGAUCAUUUCCCGUGUCAAAGGCAUAGAUGGAACUCUAACGAAGAAAUUGCAGCGAUAUUAAUCAGCUUUGCCCAUCAUCCAGAAUGGUUGUCGAAGGAAGUGAAAAUCAGACCGAAAAGUGGCUCGAUGUUGCUCUACUCGAGGAAGAAAGUCCGCUACCGUCGGGAUGGCUACUGCUGGAAGAAGCGGAAGGAUGGGAAGACCACGCGGGAAGAUCACAUGAAGCUGAAGGUGCAGGGGACCGAGUGCAUUUACGGAUGUUACGUCCACUCUGCAAUAUUGCCCACAUUUCAUCGACGGUGCUACUGGCUGUUACAGAACCCCGACAUCGUGUUGGUGGCGUAUCUAAACGUUCCCUAUCCUGAUGACAACAAGCUUAUUAUCACGUCCAACGUGUCCUUGUGGGGGGACAAGAAGGAGUGGACAAAGGAAGAACUCAUCUCCCAACUUAAGCCCAUGUUUUUCAGUGAAGAGGAGCCUGAUCUCAAUAACGAGCUGGAGCUAUCGACUGCGGAGACGGUGGAAGCAAUAGUGAUGCAACUAAUGGAGAAACAAAGACUCGCUCGUCAAGCCAUUUGUUCUGGGGACACUCUGACCGCAUCAGGCCCAAAUUCCAACUCGAGCUCGAGCAACCAUGUCGUCAGCUCCAAUAGUUCCGUGGUGGGAACAACGGGGUCAACGACGACACGUCUCUCGUCCUCUUCGUCCACUUCGUCCUUGGUUCAGCUGACGAACGGUGGUCCUUCUAUCGUCGCCACUGUGACAACAAAUCAGCCACACAACCAAGGUCAAGUAGGUCACCCUGCGACGAACAGUAUCAAAACCGAGCCUGGACAUCAGAUCCACCAGACGACGAACGGGACGACGAGAUUAGCGACGGCUGUGAUGACGACGGCUGGGAGCAGCAAUGGACAUCAUCAUGGGAGUCAGGACCGACCUUUCCUGCUAAACUUGAGCCAGUUCCAGACCACAGGAGGACUCAUAAUUCUCAACGGGAAGCCCACGGUGACGACCACGUCGGGGGGCGGGGUGGGUGUGACUCAGAACCAUUCUGCCUCCGUUCAAGCGACGCACCACUCAGCACUGGCAGCUGUACAAAACCUCAAUGGGAACGCUUCGCUCACUUCCACUCUUUCUUUCAUGGACGUCCAAAAUGCGAACGAGUCCGUGGUCCGUGUCCCCUCUACGAGUUCCAACCAGACGCUCUUGAUCCAUCACACACAGAGCCAGCAGCACUUUGCCACCGCCGUGGCUUCUGCCCACCCACAUCAAGGCCAUGGGGCCCACCCACAUCAGAAUCACCACCACCAGCAACUCCACCACCACCCUUCUCAAAGUCAACAACAGCACACGGUGCACCACCCUCCACAUUCGUCAGGAAGUCAUGUGACUCAGGUAGUCAAUCAUGUAGGGCCGUCCCCAGGGGACAGUGGUGGUGGAAGUGGUGGCGGUGGUGGUGGUGGUGGGGGAGCGUCACAUCAGGAGCUGUUGACGUUGGAAAUGUCACACGAGGACAUUCAGCAAACGCUGUCUGCGAAUAUGGGCAUGGGGGACAGUGGAGGCGACCUGGAACCUAUGUCACCUUCCGCUGAUGAUGUCUUUGUCAACCUUGACGUUGACGCGUUUGACAUUUUGGCCGACUUGUCCGAUGAUUUGGACCAGAGUCAUCAUAAUGGAGUUCUCAUGGGGGUUGUUACCGAGAAAACCACCAUCGUCGACAUCAAUCCUGAGUGGGCAUACUCAGAGGGUGGCACCAAAGUUUUCAUCGUCGGUCAGUUCCACAACCCGCACUGGGAAUACUCGGUCCACUUUGGUGACCUUCCCGUCCCUGCCGUCUACCUCCAGGCUGGAGUUUUGAAGUGCUUCUGCCCACCUCACAGCCCAGGUCUGGUGCCCAUCAGGGUGUACAUUCAGAAUGGGAAGCAGAUUUCCAACAACUCGAUGGUGUUUGAGUACAAGGCGGACAUGAAGAUGAACUUGGUGCCGGUGCCGCCGUCAGAGGCGUCCCUCAAGCUCUGCCUAAUUCAUCGGAUGGAGUGUUUCGAAAAGUGCUUCCAGAACUUCAACCAGAAGGGGGAAGAGUACGGUUCUCGCUGCUUGGAGGACUCGGUGGUCAAGAUGUGCGUGGAGAUGAUGUCGCAGGAGUGGACAGCAGACGCGUCGUCAUCAACGUCCCUUCUCCUUCCCAUCAGUGACCGAGGACUGACGUUGCUCCACUUGGCCGCAGCCCUGGGCUACACUCGCCUCCUGCUCACCCUCAUUCAGUGGAAACGAGAAAAUCCGGCCCCCAUUCUCCACGCCGAGGUGGACCCUUGGAAAUCCGAUGACUUUGGACUCAUCCCUCUCGCCUGGGCAGCCCGUGAAGGAUCCUUGGAAUGUGGCAUCAUCCUCUCGCAAUGGAGCCCUGACACUUUGCAAAAACGCGACUCUGAGGGUCUGAAUCCAGCACAGAUCGCUGUGAAUUCAGGACAUGUGAAGCUCGCCUCCGAGUUGGAAAAGAUCCAGAACAACAAAACUUCUUCAGAGUUCGGUUUCAGCCUCGGCUUCACCAUGGAGAACAUCUCUUUAACAUCCAAUCUGCGACGAUUCCAGAGAUGUUCAGAGGACUUUGGCUUGAAAGACUGUUUUUUUGGCCACACCACAUCCGAACUUUCUCUGGCUUCGGAGGAGGACUCCAAAGUACUCACUCUGGCGGAACAGAUCAUUAAGGCAAUUCCUGAUCGGAUUAAGAAAGAAAGCAGCGAGGAAAUGUCUCCCUGUGACUCGCAGGACUCUUCAAUGGUCAGCAGUGACCCGUCAGAUAGCGCAGACUUCAGUUUCGAAUUUUCUGACAGAAACUACAGCAGAUACUACGAUUCGGCGACCCCAGGUUCCAGUCUGAGUCCAUCGUCCAGCUGCUUGCAAAGCCCUUGUUCAUCAUCCUUCACCGUGGACUCCCCACAACCCACAACGGCGGAUUUCUGUGAAUUUCUCCAUGCUUCAGCGUUUGAAAAGGAUUUCUCCAACUUGACAUUGACAGAUCGGGAACAACGGGAAUUGUACGAAGCUGCGAAAGUGAUCCAGAAAGCGUACCGGUCGUACAAGGGCAGGAAGAAGAUGGAGGAAGAGGAGAAGGAGAAAGUUGCUGCAGUCAUCAUCCAAAACUAUUACAGGCGUUACAAACAGUACGCGUAUCUCCGUCAAGUGACGCAGGCAGCGUUGGUGAUUCAGAGUCAGUAUCGAAACUACUGUGAGCACAAGAGAUUUAAAAAGUCUCAAGAAACCGGUCAUAGUUUUCGCAUGCCGAGAGACAGCCACGGAAAUUCCACGCAUCCAAUUUUGAGAACUUAUUCUCAAAGACGACAAAACCAAGCUGCAAAAAAGAUUCAACAAUUUAUGAGACAGUCAAAGAACAAUUUUUGGGAAUGUGAUGAAUCGCCGAAGAUUACAGAAAGAGCGUGCCGAAGCAGAAAGAGAGAAGCAGCAACCAUCGCCCUGAGUCAUGGAGGUCCAGCCCCUGCAAAAAUUGCUUUGAGCAGCGUCCAUCAAAAGAAGGCACUGAGGCAACAAAAACUUCUCUCCUCUGCAUUUUAGAGAUGAAACUGGAGUCGGUGCUGUCAAUAUUAAGUUUAAACUCGUUCUACUACAUACUCUGACCAGGUGCUUUUCUUGGUGUGCUAAUAAUAGAUAUUUUACCAAAGCUUGGGAGAAGGAAAUAUUGGGCGAUACAUAAGAGAGCAUGUUGGUAUGGAAUGCUCGUUUAUUUGACAUGAGGUCACAUGAGUAAGGGUGCCUACCCAUAGCACCCACCUAAGUACAUGAGUUGACAUGAAAAUAUAUGUGUGGAGAAAGCUGAAGCAAUAUCAAGAAUACUUCUAUAUGGUCCCAAUUAAUUCUUCUGAUUCGUCGCGAAUCCAGAUCUUCUUUGUGUAAUAAAGUACGUACAUAAGUAUUUAUCUCCGCAAAGCCAGUAGGAAAUGUAACGACAUUUUCCAUUUCUGUUGCCACCACCUGAUUUUUUAAAAGUUGAGAAUACCGUUUGAAAUGCUCAAAUAUAUUUUGAUAGAAUUCUAUCCAUAUAUACAUACAUACAAAAUGACAGCUGUGUAAUAAUUACGGCAAGAAAUGAAGACAUAUUAUGCGACUCCAAUAAAUUUAUCAAUAUGCACGAUGCACUCCUUGAGUUUUCAACAUGCAAUAUCUACAAAAUAAUCCGUACUAAAUAUUAUUCUAUGGACUUUUGGAGGAAAAUAUUACAACGAUAAAAAGUACUCGAUUUUUUGAUGUAAGGAAGGAUUGCGUUCCGCAAUAACAAUAAUACGUAUGUACAUUAAGUAUGUAGCCAUAUAUGCAUGCAUGCCAGCUCCGACGAGGUACACAUUCAUAAGUACAAUAAGUUAUCAACAAAAAUUAUUACUCUUAAACACGAUGACGAUGAUGAUGCAAAUCUCACUAGAGUUUUUGAACUUUGCUUAACCAGUCAAGUUAUGUAAGUCCGUUUGUAGCGUUGAUUUACGCAGUACCUUUAAAACCACCUUGUUAGCCUAUCACACACACUGACUCUUUGCACUCUCUGUGAAAGGUCAUUUGUCCAUGAUUGAUGUUUACGACGACGACAACUAAUUACUUCUGAUAAUAAGCUAUACAGUUAUUGUGUCUGUCUCAUCUCUAUGUGUCUCUAUGUUCUGUGUGUGUUGUGUGUACACUUGUUCGUCUCAUUAUAUUUAUUGGUAACAGAGAACUUUGAUUGCUCAUCCAAAAGUACAUUGCCUUAUUAAUUAACAACUUGUUUGUUAUUGUGCAGAAGGAAAAAAAAUACUAAAAUCAACUCGUAAAUCUUUCCACAGAUAAAUAUUUAAUAUAAAAUAUAAAUGUGUAAUCAUCACCAUUAUGCUUUCUCUCCGUGUAGGUAGAUUUGUAGUGCAUGUUGCAGCAGCCUACGUACGUACACACGUAGGAAGACAACAAUUCCAGUAGGGAGACAAUUAUUUCUCUUGGCAAUUCCAACACCUACAUAUUUGCCUUACACAAGGUUUAUUUGAUACGCUGCUAGUGAAUCCUACGAGCACUAAACUGCAGAGAACAAUACUGAAUGUAUCGUCUUCAUACCAUGUACCGGAACCAUGUACAUAUACUCUAAAGACAUGAAAUCUGUAUGAUCUGACACCUACUUACCAAGUAGCUAGUAGAUAUUUAGGGACCUAGGUACUCGAUAAGCUAUCUAUCAUGCAUGAACAAUAUGGAUAACAAUUAUACAAUAAUUCCUAGAAAACUGAUUGAGGAGGUAGUUCACUCGACCUAUUCGUCUGUGCUCGGACAGUGAAACAAAAAGACAAGGCGUAGCCGGUAUCUAUCAGUCAGAUACGAAUUUCUGCAGAGUCCACCACCGGAAGUGAGAGGAGAAGGGUUUAAGGCUGGAUCUUGAUGAUCUUAUCUGAUAUCCGCCAAUCUCUUUCGCGUUCUGGUCUGGAAUCUAUUUAUUUGUUGAGCUUGCUACUCACUUCCUUACUUCCUAGAGUUUCAACUUGUAAAAUCUUUACCUCACAUAUUACAUAAAUUGGUGUCACACGCCACCAGUAGCUCCAUACAUAACGCCUAACCUUUAACCUUACCAACAACCUUAGUGCUUCUAGUUCAUAGUACAAAUAAAUGUUGCUAUUAUUGUAAUUCGAAAUCGAAAGUUAUUAUAAUGCAGAAUACUAGACGAGUAGAGGAGUUGUGGCUUUGAACUAAUAAUUACUCACUCAGAUUCUAUGAGACACAUUUACUCGGCUACCACUUCUCACAUACAUUUUACUGCAUAAAUAAAUAAGUGUAGGAAGGAGGAAGAUCACAUUCUCUAGUGAUAACUAAAUAGGACUUUUAUGACUACGGUCAUCUUCUAGUACGUGAGCCACAAUGCAUUUCAAUCCUAAUUUACAAACCAAGAAAGGGAAAUAUCUAUAUAACAAUUAUCCAUUAUUUUAAACACCUCGUCUCAUCAUCCUUAUCUUUGUUCGUUGGUUGGUAGUCCAAAUGUACGUGUGUAUUUAUUAUGUGUAUUUAUAAAUUUGCUUUGGGCAAGAACUGCAUGGAAAAAAGACGUGUUUUAUCAGACAUUAUAUUGCAAUUACUUUUUUAAAUACUGAUUAAGAAUGAUGCUAGCUUAAUAUUUGGGUAGUUGUAAAACUAAUUAAUUUGAUUUCUUCUGGCGCAAAGAACAACACAUUCCUUUCAGUGUGUUCAUCAGAGGCUAGACGUUUAGUUUAAUUGGUUGAACUGAUAACAAAAGUUGACCUUUGGUUUUUGGGGUAUUAAUUCUAGUACCUCAUCUUUCCUCGCAACAAUAAUGAUGAUCAUUGAACUGACACGAUACAAAACUGAAGAGUACCUUUCCACCAACAAAACAAUUCACUUAUUUACAAUAUACUCUCCCCUGAAUUGAAUAAUUAACUAACUGAUCCAUUAAUUGUUCUUAGUUCUUGAGUCGUCUUUUCCUCAAUUGAGUCGAACCGUAUAUGUAUCCAGAGGUAUUCAUACAUAUAUUAGCUGUUAACAAGGAGAAGUAGGUGGUAAUCGUUCAAUGUGUUGUAUCGUCUUUACGUGUUCUAUGUGUAUCGUGUUUUUUACAACUUUAUAAUUAAUUGCAACGACAAGUUAAUAUGGAUUCAAUGUAUUUUUACUACAUAACGCGUCAUACACAAAUAAAGAUAGCGACAUGUUUCGUUGGUUUAUUGGUUCAUGGUGUAAAACAUAAAAGUAGUCGCAUGCUGCACGGGUUUUCUCUUCGUUCCUUCGUGUUGAGCCAGUAUUUGAUAAGCACGACGAUUACCAAUUACAAAGUUGAGACGACGAGUAAACUACAAUUCAGAAGCAAUAAAAAUGUAUCAAUUUUCAAGCAUUUAAAAUGUUUCUUAAAUAAUUUUACUCAAAAUAUUUUACUCGUGGCACAGAAAAUCACCAAUAAAUAGUUAAUUUACUUUUCUAGAGACUUGUUCAGCUCUCAUCUUCAAAUAUUGCACUGUCUACACGUAAUUUGAUGUAAUAAAUUAUUGUACUUAAUUAAAUCAGGACUGUGUUAACUUAGGCAAAGAAAAUUUAUUUUAGACAAACAGAAGAAGAAUGGAAACAAAGACAACAAACUACAUUCGUUUUACUUGUUAAUAAAAUAUAUUACGUGCUAAUCAGCAUUUCAGAGUAAUAAGCAAAGUCAUCAUCGGGAUCGGUUUCCGUUCGUUCGAUACAUAAUUUUAUUAUUCGAAAGCGAAUUAUAAAUGUACCGUCGUCGUAUGUGUAAUAAAAUGUUAUCUCAUUAUUAUGUCGAACAUGGUGCAUGAAAAAUCAAUGUCGAGAAAUGUUAUCCUGAAAUGAAUAAAAUUAGUUUUCUCAAUUCACUCCAUCAA